This is a messenger RNA of Pseudozyma flocculosa PF-1, 474 nucleotides long. RefSeq lists its product as uncharacterized. Gene Ontology annotation, biological process: proteasome assembly. Gene Ontology annotation, cellular component: cytoplasm; nucleus. The record is from RefSeq and is a predicted model, not a curated record. The transcript has 4 exons. Bases 1 to 474 code for a protein of 157 amino acids. Lineage: Eukaryota; Fungi; Basidiomycota; Ustilaginomycetes; Ustilaginales; Ustilaginaceae.
AUGUGCAGCCGUCAAAGGUCGACGACCACACAGACGCCCGCCCCCUCUCUGGCCGUCGUGCCCCCGCCCCGCGCGGCCAACGGCGUACUCUCGACGCACGCCACCUCGCACCGAGAACACCUGGGCGUGCACGACGCGCUCCGCUUCGGCCCGCAGAACCUGCACCACACCACCAGCCUCUCGACGGCCCACCCGGCCCAGAACCGCCUGGAGAAGUGGGACGAGACGCGCGACAACCUCAACCUCACCAUGCAGAGGAACCUCUUUGGCCUCGGCGCACCCGUCCGCACCCUCAUGGAGAGGAGGAUUGUCUCGCACAACCCCCACUUCCCCACCCAGGGCAUGUCCAACCUCCAUCUCGACAUCCUCAACGGCAAGGACGAGACCCUCGAGCCCGUCGACUUCCUCCCCUCCGAGGUGGCCAGCGAGCAGCUCGACAUCCACUCGCACAUGGAGCGCAAGUACCGCAUCUAG